Salarias fasciatus (jewelled blenny) is the source of this 3760-nucleotide messenger RNA. Its product is annotated as mannosyl-oligosaccharide glucosidase-like. The transcript is spliced from 5 exons. NCBI's taxonomy places the organism in Eukaryota, Metazoa, Chordata, Actinopteri, Blenniiformes, Blenniidae. Gene Ontology annotation, biological process: protein N-linked glycosylation; oligosaccharide metabolic process. Gene Ontology annotation, cellular component: endoplasmic reticulum membrane. The record is from RefSeq and is a predicted model, not a curated record. Gene Ontology annotation, molecular function: Glc3Man9GlcNAc2 oligosaccharide glucosidase activity. The coding region runs from base 110 to 2647 and encodes 845 amino acids.
GUCAGUGGAAACGAGUUGUAACCAGGAAGUGAGUGGUGAGCUGGUGCAGCGAGCGGCGGAUAAUGAGCAGCUGAGUUUCUGCUGUUCUUUUCAGCUUCCGAAGGGCAGGAUGGGCAGGCAGAGGAAGAGGGUGGUGACGGGAGAAGCUGUUCCGCUUCCAAGGAAAGAUGAGAAGCCCUCCGUAUUUCACCGCAAGGAGAAGAAGAAGAAAGUUGACAUUGGGAAGCUGUUCAUCAACAUCUCCAUUGGCCUUUGCAUAUUCAGCCUCAUCUGGUUCUUCUACGCCCUCUACAUGCGAUCCAGCCUGGCCAACCGGGUGGUGACGCUGCACCCGUCGGCCCCCGUCCUGGAUGCCAAUAGCAGCACCGCCAAGGUUUCCCCGGAGAGAUUCUGGGGCUCUUAUCGACCUCAGGUGUACUUUGGCAUGAAGACAAGGAGUCCAAGGUCCAUUGUUACAGGCAUGAUGUGGAUGCGUCAGUUCUCUGACUUGGACAUGAAUCUGAGGCACACUUGCGAGCAGGGGGAUCAUCUGCAAAGUUAUGGCUGGCUGAUGCAUGAUGGAAUCACCUUUGGCGUCCAGGAAAUUCGAGACAAUGACUUCACGCUCACCACAGAGUUCGUCAAGAGGAUGGGAGGGGACAACGGAGGAGACUGGACCUGGAGGAUCACCGCCAAGCAGGACAGCUCUGCGCCCCAAGCGCCCGUCAUCUCCCUGAUGUUUUACGCAGCUGCAGACACGCAGGGCUCCCUGCAGGCUCACGUGGAGGAGAGGAACCGCCUCGCCUCCAUCACGGGCUUCUCAGAGGAGCUCGGGAACUUCAAAAUUACCUUCCGAAAGCCCGUGACCGGGGAGUUAACCAGCGCUAAAUACGCCAGCUACAACUACCUUCAGACGGUUUCUCCUGGACUGGAGAAGCUGACUGACAUUGUGAAGCACAGCCUGAACCGCAGGUUCGUCUACAGCCCCCCUUCGGGCGAGAAGAGGCAUUACAUUGCCGUGGACACUUACAAGCCCCCCCACCACCAAAGCAACCGGAAACCCGCCGACGAAAGGAAAGAGAGUGACUUUGUGGUUCACCAGGUGACGGUUCAGUUGCCUUUUCAGAUCGAAGUGCUGUUCGAGUCGGGAAGCUUCCACCAUCGUCCAAACCAACUGGUGGGGUCCAUCAUGACGCAGGAGCUGGAGAAGAGGAAAUCUGAGUUUAACGCAAAGUUUGAGAAAACUUUUGGGCUUGAGAGAAAAGGCUUCAGCCAGGCACAUAUUAAAUUUGGCAAGGCAGCGCUCAGCAAUAUGUUGGGCGGAAUGGGUUACUUCUACGGCCAGUCUGUGGUGCAGUCAGUCUACAACGACUACCCACUGCUGUACCCUGAAGGGGCUUUAUUCACUGCCGUCCCCUCGCGCUCUUUCUUUCCCCGAGGAUUCCUUUGGGACGAAGGUUUUCACCAGCUUCUCCUGAGCAAGUGGGAUCCCCAAGUGACCAGGGAGGCUAUUGCCCACUGGAUAGGCCUGAUGAAUAUGGAGGGCUGGAUCCCCCGCGAGCAAAUUCUUGGAGAUGAGGCGCGCAGCAAAGUCCCAGCUGAGUUUGUUGUUCAGCGGAACGAGAAUGCCAACCCACCUACUCUCUUCUUAGCUCUUCAGGAACUCACUGAACAGCUCUCUUCAAAUUCAGACGCUCCAGCGUCUCAGCAGACCCUGGCUUUCCUCCGGCGGCUCUUCCCCAGGCUAAAAACCUGGUUCGACUGGUACAACACCACGCAGACCGGGCCCCUGCCCAAUUCCUACCGCUGGCGUGGACGAGACAAAGACACCAAUCUGUUUCUUAAUCCCAAGACCCUGACCUCCGGGCUCGACGACUACCCGCGUGCCUCGCACCCCUCAGCAGACGAGCGGCACGUGGAUCUGCACUGCUGGAUGGCCCUGUCUUCCGGCAUCAUGGCGAGAAUCGCUCGGCUUCUGGACGAGCCCCACGAGGACUACGAGCGCACGCACACCGUGCUCAGCGACAACAGCCUGCUGAACGAGCUGCACUGGUCCGAACAACUGCGUGCCUUCAGCGACUUCGGCAACCACACGCAGGCCGUGUCCCUGCAGCAGGAGAAAGUCUACGUCCCUCCCGGACAGCCUCGCCACCAGUUCCCCGUGGCGCGGCUCGUGCGCGCCGUCCGCAGGGCGCCCAAACUGCAGUACGUCAACGCCAUGGGUUACGUCAGCCUGUUCCCCUUCUUGCUGCACCUCCUGCAGCCCGACUCGCCCAAGCUGGAGCACAUCCUCCGAGACAUGAGGGACUCCAAUAAGCUGUGGACACCCUACGGCCUGCGCUCACUCUCCAAGGCUGACCCCCUGUACAUGAAACGAAACACUGAACACGACGCCCCCUACUGGAGGGGAGCAGUAUGGAUUAAUAUCAACUACUUGGCGGUGAGAGCCCUCCACCACUACAGUAGUUCAGAAGGGCCGUACCAAGAGAAGGCAGCUCUUCUGUAUGAGGAACUCAGGACUAACAUUAUCAAUAACGUUUACAGACAGUAUGUGGAAACGGGUUAUAUCUGGGAACAGUACAAUGACGGCACCGGGAGGGGCCAAGGAAGCCACCCCUUCACCGGCUGGUCGUCCCUGACAGUGUUAAUGAUGGCCGAACAGUACUGAGUCAGGACAUUUAAUAUUAUGGUUUCUAAGAUAUUGGGGUUCAUUCAUCAGGAAGUGGUAAGUUACAUGGAGUGUUAUGACAUAGUAAAUGUAAUCUGGCUGACUACACAAGAUCACCACAGAUUAUCUUUUAUGAUCACAUUUCCUCUUCAUUAAGCAUUUAAUUAGAAAUAGCAGGUUUCCCACACUUAUUCAGACAAGUUUCAAAGCAGCUCCCCUCUCUUUAUGUGGAGCCAACUACUGCCUUAGUUACAUAGUUGGGAUGUAUUUUACACAGUGAAAUUAUACUUGUGGUAUUUUCACUUGUCCUGUCUGAUAUAUUAAAUUGAGAAAAAAACCAACAUUUAACCAACCCCUCAAAAAAAGAAAAAAAAAAAGGAUUCAAGCUUUUGUGAUAAUGAUGAAAUAUUGGCCAAUGGAUGAAAAUCAUUGAACUUUUACAAACAUGUAAAUGAUUAACAGUUGGAGUUCAUUCUGAAAUGAGAAAUGGUGUCUGUUUCUUCUCUAAUCUGUUCUGCUAAUAUAACGUUGUUAUUCAUACAUGUGAUUUACAAAGCGUCAGCUAACAUCAGUUUAACCCUUUAAACAAAAUGAUUAUGCCACAAUACCAAAUGUCGGCCUGCUGUUUGAUUUAUGGUAAUUGAUGAAAUUUUAUUGGUUUAAUUUCUUAAGUUAUUUGUAUUAAACUGAUUUGCUGUCAAGGCCACAAUUUUAUUUUUUAUUUUUUGUCAAUAAAAUUCAGGUCUUAAUUUACCAAAUACUCAUGACAAUAAUCUAAAGUGUCGCCCUUCUUUCACAGUAGCUGAAAAGACAGUUUUGAAUAGACAAGUUGUGCUCUCACUCCAGGAAUACGGGCCUUCUUCUGUUAUUGUGCCAUUUUCUUGUUGGACUGCCAAUUUCUUUGCGUUUCUGUCUUAAUGAUUGACAUUUUGAUAUUGUUUAAUUGUAGUCUUGCAACCAAAUGUUGCAUCCAGUCUUGCCCAGCACCUCUGAAAUCACUGCUUUCAGCCAUAUUUUAUACACACAGCUUGUGGUUUGACUGGCAGGAAACACAACCUCGAUUUGUGAAACCGGUUUUGUUUUGUUUUAAAAAAAUAAAUGGUUUGAAUAUUC